Molecule: messenger RNA, 1131 nt
Organism: Thalassophryne amazonica
Lineage: Eukaryota; Metazoa; Chordata; Actinopteri; Batrachoidiformes; Batrachoididae
Product: small integral membrane protein 10-like protein 2A
Exons: 2
Coding region: 146-346 (66 amino acids)
Source: RefSeq, a predicted model, not a curated record
UGUUAUGAGUCCUCCGGCGAGCAGCAGCACAGAAAAGAAGAAUGAUGGUUAGGGUCCUCGUGGACUAGAAAUAAAUUCAAUUAACGGUAGAUUUGUGAACUUGUUGCAUUUUCCCCCCUGACACCGACUGUUCGUCCUCGGCUUGAUGGCGGCUCUGUCUUAUUUAAUGGACCUGUUUUUGGACUACGUCGUUCCGCCUUACGGAGUGUUUUCACAAAAACUGACGAGGACUUUGUUGACAUUUUUCGAUCUGGCCUGGCGGCUGAGGAUCAGAUUCCCCUACACCUACCUCGUCGCUUCGAUGAUGUUUAACGUCAGAUUACAGGUCCAUAUUGAAAUCCACUGAGUCUGCCAUGCCAGCAGCUGGAAUGACGUCUGGAUUCAGCCCCCACAGCACUUUCAAAGCUGACACUGUAUAACAAUGUGAAAGAACAGGGCAGUAAUUCUGUAAACUGAGGAUGUGACAUGGCCGGUUCUGGGCUCUGUGAACAUGUCACACAUAGCCAGUGCCUUUUCAAGAAACAGACGUCAGAGAUGUCCUCAGACCAAACGAGGAUUCCGAUGCUUCAGAGCCACCUUUUGGUUUGCCGAUUGAGGAACCGUUUCAUCAUAAUCCUGAGGAUGAAAGGCGGCAUCUGACCCUAACCCACCGACGUAAACGAUGGUGGGAUGGAUUCGACCCUAAACUUCCUGUGCAAACAUCUCAGUGAAAAAGUGGAUGUGUGUCACAUUUCUGUAACUUGUAAAAAAUACUGGAGUUCUGCACCGCAUGACCCAAACAAGCAUGUUUUUAAUCGUUUGAAGGCCUUAUUUGAACCUGAUAACUGAACAAAAAGAGGUGUAAAACAGUUUUCCAACACUGUUGUGGACGGUACAACAAGCUUUUCACAAGUGUUCCACUGGAAAUUUGUUGAAUGUUCUUUUGUUUACUUUUGAAAUGAAAUUCAAUCUCCUCACUGUCAAUGCAUGUUCCUGUUUGCGUUGUUGUCAUCUCUUUCUCAUAUACUUAAUUAUCUGUGACUUUGCAGCACAGACAGUGCAGUGACAAUUAUAAUUUUUUUUUUUUUUAGCUGCUUUUAUUUUUAUUUAAUAUUUUACAGCAUUUGGGAAGUAAUAACCUGAUGAAAAUCA